CCCUGGGGCGGACGGGUGGCCCCGGGGGGGCCGGGGGCGGGGAGGCGGGCGGCCGGCACCGCCCGGGCCGACAAAAGUCCCUUCAGUUCAGCCGGCGGCAGGGGAAGUCCCGGCGCUCGGCGCAACCACCCUCCCGUGCCGCCGAGCCCAGCCGCGCUCCGGCCGCCCGCUCGGCCGCCGUCCCCGGCGGCCCCAUGCCCCGAUGCCCCGCGGGGACCAUGGACGAGGGGCCCGUGGACCUGCGCACCCGGCCCAAGGCCACUGGACCCCCGGGCGCCGCGCUGCCGCUCCGCAAGCGCCCUCUGCGCGCGCCCUCCCCGGAGCCCGCCGCCCCGCGCGGCGCUGCGGGCCCCGUCGUCCCCCCGGAUCCCCUCCGCGGUGGCUCCGACACACCGACUGUGCCCGCGCCCCCUCACGGCCUGGCGCGACCAGAGGCAAUUUACUACCAGGGACCUUUACUGUCCCUGUACCCCACCCCGACCAUGGGUUCCCCCUUUCCUCUGCUGAACUUGCCUACACCUCUGUACCCCAUGGUGUGCUCCAUGGAACACCCCCUGUCAGCUGACAUCGCCAUGGCCACGCGAGCUGAUGAGGAUGGAGAUACGCCACUCCACAUUGCCGUGGUGCAGGGCAAUCUGCCAGCUGUGCAUCGCCUCGUCAACCUCUUCCAGCACGGCGGCCGGGAGCUGGACAUCUACAACAACCUCCGGCAGACACCGCUACACCUAGCUGUGAUCACCACCUUGCCGUCUGUGGUCCGGCUCCUGGUGAUGGCCGGUGCCAGCCCCAUGGCACUGGACCGCCACGGCCAGACAGCAGCCCACCUGGCAUGCGAGCACCGCAGCCCCGCCUGCCUGCGGGCCCUGCUGGACAGCGCGGCCGGGGGCACCAUGGACCUGGAGGCCCGCAAUUACGAUGGGCUCACCGCCCUGCACGUGGCCGUGAACACCGAGUGCCAAGAAGCGGUGCUGCUCUUGUUGGAGCACGGCGCGGACAUCGACGCGGUGGACAUUAAGAGCGGCCGCUCCCCACUCAUCCACGCCGUGGAAAACAACAGCCUGAGCAUGGUCCAGCUGCUGCUGCAGCACGGCGCCAACGUGAACGCGCAGAUGUACUCCGGCAGCUCUGCGCUGCACUCGGCGUCCGGCCGCGGGCUCCUCCCGCUCGUGCGCACGCUGGUCCGCAGCGGCGCAGACAGCGGCCUCAAGAACUGCCACAACGACACACCGCUUAUGGUGGCGCGCAGCCGCCGGGUCAUCGACAUCCUGAGAGGCAAGGCCACACGGCCUGCUCCGGCAUCCCAGCCGGAGCCUUCCCCGGACCGGAGCACCACCACGUCCCCUGAGAGCAGCAGCCGCCUCAGCUCCAACGGCCUUCUGUCAGCAUCACCACCCUCCUCGCCCUCCCAGUCUCCCCCCAAGGACCCUUCUGGAUUCCCCAUGGCUCCCCCCAGUUUCUUCCUUCCUCCCUCAUCUCCACCGACCUUCCUGCCCUAUGCCGGGGUCCUCCGAGCCCCUGGCCGGCCGGUGCCCCCCUCCCCAGCUCCAGGAGGUAGCUGAGAGGAAUGGGGGGGCAGAUCUUGGACUCGUGAGGAGGGACCUCGCUACCCUGUGGGGUCAGCCCUCCUGGAAACUGUGAAGAUCUCACUCUGCCCCCCCCCCCCCCACCCAGUCUUCUGGAUCAGGAUUUGCACAGAGGCACAUAUAUCUACCCAUAAACCCCCUCUUCUCAGCACGGAUAUUCCUCCAUCUCAGCCCCGCCCCCAACCCAGGACUCUUACCCCCAUUUUUCUCAGGCAUCCUGGUCUCCCAGUCUUUCGUCUGGAACUGCCCCCCCAAAACGUUCAUUUCCUUCUCCUCUCCCAGAGCUGGUGGAACCAAGGAACAGCUCUCCCUUCUGCACUCAACCCACUUCAGAGAGGAGGGAGAGAUGGGCUGACUCCAGGCACUGAUAUCCAUGUAAAUUAUUAGGCGUUUUGGUUGUAUUUCUUUUGUAAUAAACUAUUUUUGU
Molecule: messenger RNA, 2010 nt
Organism: Budorcas taxicolor (takin)
Lineage: Eukaryota; Metazoa; Chordata; Mammalia; Artiodactyla; Bovidae
Gene: BCL3
Product: BCL3 transcription coactivator
Exons: 9
Coding region: 195-1559 (454 amino acids)
Molecular function (GO): protein binding
Source: RefSeq, a predicted model, not a curated record